Molecule: messenger RNA, 2249 nt
Organism: Strigops habroptila (Kakapo)
Lineage: Eukaryota; Metazoa; Chordata; Aves; Psittaciformes; Psittacidae
Gene: NDUFAF4
Product: NADH:ubiquinone oxidoreductase complex assembly factor 4
Exons: 3
Coding region: 57-578 (173 amino acids)
Biological process (GO): mitochondrial respiratory chain complex I assembly
Cellular component (GO): mitochondrion
Source: RefSeq, a predicted model, not a curated record
CUGCGCAUGCGCCGCGGUCCCGCGCAGGCGCGGCGCGCGGGGUGCGGGCGGCGGCGAUGGGCGGGCGGCUGGCCCGCGUGUUUCGCGCUUUCAACGUGGAGAGCCGGGCCCGCCGCGAGAUCAGCCGGGAGAAGCCCAGGCCCGCGCCGCGGCACCGCACCUCCCGGCUGGAUCAGCUGCCCGACCACCCCGAGAUAAAAGAAGAAAUUUACCGCAAGGACGAUAGGCUCCUCACCUUGUUAAAAGAUGUUUAUGUCCAGUCCAGAGAUCUACCUGUGCGGGUAAAAGAUGGAGGUGGUGAACAUCUUCCAUGUAAACAGGAGGAAAAGAGACUUACAAAACUGGGCGACUUGGGAGAUGUAGAUGUUAAGAAAGUUCCCAAAGGCAAAAUUUCCAUUGUGGAGGCUCUUAUACUUCUUAAUAAUCAUAAACUUAAUCCUCAAAUAUGGACUGCAGAGAAAAUAGCAGUGGAAUACAGUCUGGAACCGAAGGAUGUCAACUCUCUUCUGGAAUUCUUCAUUCCUUUCACUGUGCAGGAAUUUCCUAAAGAAACCAAAAAAGCUAUAAAGUCAACAUAAACAUAAUUACCAAAACCUUGUGUGAUCUCACUCGUGUCUUAAUUUUACUCUUGAGUAUAUUCAGUGUCUGGAAAGAGUUGGUAACGUGUCAUCUAACAAGGCUGCUUUCUUCUACCAGUGAAGAUGCAUUCAAGUAAUUCCAUUCUAUAUUGGAUGGCUUUAUUUAAAUGCAGCAAUUAUAGGAUACAAUUUGUAAACCAGAAUAUAACUAAUAAGUUGUAUGAGAGCACGUCACACUGAUUAUCCCAUUUGUACGUUACAAGUUCAGUUAAAGCACCCAAGUUCACUGAGAACUUUACCUUAACAGAUUGUCUUUCUUAGCAGAGACUUCCUGGCGUUCAGCUAAAUCAGUGCUCUGAGUGUACUAGCUCUGUCGUUUCAUGUUAGUGUUCUUUCAAGGACUUGCUGUCAAGGUCUGUGUAUACACAAACAGCUGUAUUUCUUUUGUAUAAGAAUGGAAUAGUAUUUAUGCUUUGUAAAGGCGGCUAACUACAAGAUCAUUUGGGAAAUUAAGCUGUGUCAAACUUAAAAGAUGACCACUUUCUGAUGCUGGGACAGUAGCAGCUGAUGUGUAGCUCCUUUUCCACUUUGUUCUGAUUUAGCUUAAAUAGCUGCACCUUCCCAGGUAGUGUUUGUCAGUCAAUGAAUUUGUAGAGUGAUCUGCUAGCAUCAGUCUCCUGCAACAGUCCCUGGCACCUACUGUGUGAGAAAUAAUGCUCGUAAUUAAUAGGUAACUAUGAAAUGCAACUGGGUCUACUAAUUGGACCAACUAGUUGGUCUUGUGUAAAUGUCUGCCUGUCCUGUUACAAUAGCCCUUUUUCCCUUUGGAGGCCUUGCCUGACUUAUGCAAACGUCAGGUCAUGCUCGCUCACAGUAAGUUACUCACAUGCUACCAGAUUGAAGAUGAACAUCAUCCUUUCCAGAUGUUAGUAAAGAAUGAUGCAAAGUGUGAGGUGGUAACAGGUUGUUACCUCAUUGAGGAGGGGAGAUAAUCAGAAUUGAUAUUUAAAAAUGCAUUAUGGUCACCUUCAUUCAAAAGAAACAAACCCCAAAUUUAUGCAGCACUAACAUUCCUAGUGCCCAUCACCAAAGAAGUAUUAAGAGGUUGGGAGUUAGUACCAGGCAUAGAAUGUAACUUUCUUUUACAGAAUUUUUCUGCCAGGUCUUAGAUUUCAGAGUCUGGUAAAUAUCUUACCAAGAAGAUGAUCAGCUUGCUAUUUCACAGCAAGAUUCCACUUCUCUCUGAGAUGGAACAAGGUAUUUACACUAGUUUGCUACAGUGUAUUCAACGUUUUGCUUGAUUUUGCAUUCUGAAGUACAUAAUGGUGUACCUUGGAGCAUGACACCUAAGUGCAUUGUAUGAAAAUGUGAAAUUGUUAGUUUUUGGAUGUAUGGAUUGGGGAUAAGCCUGUCGUUGUUCCUGUAAUGUAAUGGGGACAGAGCUGCGCUCUGAAACUAAUGCAUCUGAGUUACGUGUCACAAUAAGAUUUUUCUUUGUUUUUCACAAAAUACUCUGCUUCAUAGAAUGCUGUAAAAGAAAUACUUUACUGUUCAAGUGCUGUGCGUCCUAAUGUAAUAUUUAAGGUAAUAUUCAGAAAACAGCUGUGGAAUGCAUUUGGUACAGAUUGUGUUGUUAUUAAUGGAAAUAUGAUUUCCUUCUUUAAAAAUGAA